CUUGUUGUCCAUCCAUACUAUUAAACCGAUUACACAUGGGUGGUUCUUUGGUGAUUUUCUCACUCAUUCAGAUUUCAGCCCGGGGCCCCAGCGGCUCCUGUUUGAGCUUCUGGUAUGUUUGAGUGGCAGUUAGUGAAACGUCAUUGGUUCUUCGGAGGGGCAGAGUCACGCCAAUCACUCACAUCCAGCGCCGGGAAUAAGAGCCGGUGUGUGAGUUGCGCGGUUAUUCGCUCUCAAACUGGCUGCUGCACUCUACUACUGUUAACUGGACGCGAUAAAAAGAGCUUGUCCUUAUAUCGAGCAUUUAUUUAGCUUGUGCAGUAUUUGUAGGGCUCGCUGUCUUGACCGUUUGUAUUUUGUAAGCGAACUUCCAAUAUUCAUGUGGAAUACGGACAUGAUUUAUGUUCUGUAGCGUUUGGACAUCUCCGACAGCGUGCGGAGAUUAAAAUCUCCAUUCAGUGGUCUCCAAAGAAUGGAAAAGAGUCUUCUGCCUGGAUCAAGCGACAUUGUGAUGGCCACCCCACCGAGUUCAUUUCAGCAGGAGCCUCUCACGCCCCCGAGAUCCUCCCUCAAGCCCAACCAAGUUGGGCAAGUCAUCCUCUAUGGGGUGCCUAUCGUCUCACUUGUAAUUGACAACCAAGAGCGGUUAUGCCUGGCUCAGAUAUCGAACACCCUCUUAAAAAACUACAGCUACAAUGAGAUCCAUAAUCGUCGCGUGGCUCUGGGCAUCACCUGCGUGCAGUGCACCCCAGUCCAGCUAGAGAUCCUUCGGCGGGCGGGCGCCAUGCCCAUCUCGUCACGCCGGUGUGGGAUGAUCACCAAACGGGAAGCCGAGCGACUGUGCAAGUCUUUCCUGGGUGAGAAUUCACCACCCAAGCUGCCAGACAACUUUGCCUUUGACGUGAUGCAUGAAUGUGCUUGGGGCUGUCGAGGAAGUUUCAUUCCAGCACGCUACAACAGCUCCAGGGCUAAAUGCAUCAAGUGCUCUUACUGUAAUAUGUACUUCUCUCCUAACAAAUUCAUCUUCCACUCGCACCGCACACCUGAGGCCAAGUACACGCAGCCAGAUGCCGCCAACUUCAACUCCUGGCGUCGACACCUUAAACUGACGGACAAAAUGCCACAAGAGGAUCUGAUGUUUGCCUGGGAGGAUGUUAAAGCCAUGUUCAAUGGAGGAAGUCGCAAAAGGGCACUUCCCUCUUCUAACUGCUCACCUAUGGGCCCUGUUAAGGCCAUCAACUCAGUUCUGCCCCACAUGAUCUCUCCGGAACUAGCCCAGAAGAGGGGCAGGUAUGAGGAUGAUAAUGAUCUGGACACCAACAGCCUCUCGCCCCGUAAAGCCCCCCGCAGUUACCCAGUCAUCCCUGUCCCAAGCAAAGGUUUCGGUAUGCUACAGAAGUUCCCAACAACAUCACUGUUCCCUAGUCCCUACACCUUCCCUGCAUUUGGCCUUUGUCCACAGAAGAAGGACGACAAUGAGGCAACCAAUGGACAGAAAAACAGUGGCCUUUCAGGGCUUCUCUGGCCUGGUCGCAAGGACACUUUUUACCCACCCUUCUGCAUGUUCUGGCCUCCAAGGGCAACAGGGGGCAUUCCAGUACCCACAUAUCUCCAAGCCCAACCCAAUUCCCUUUCCUCCCUUACAGAAAGCCCGUCUCUCAGACAAGCUUUUUUGGAUCUGUCUGAACAGGGUGAUGCCAGUUCUGGCUUGGACACCAACCCCAGAUCUGGGCUUUUUGAGAGCGACUGCCCACCCAUAACCUCUGACUUGCGACCUGCUUCAGAAGGCUGGCUAAAGCUGCUGGAUGCUCCCUCGUUGCAAGCCCGCAAGGCCAGCUACCACUCUGCCUUUCGUCCGGUGGUCAAAGACACAGAAAGCAUCGCCAAGCUCCACGGCAGCCUAGAGGACUUUAGGCCUGAGAGUCACCUUUCUCCCGGUACCAGCUGCAGCUACCAGAGUGAAAGCGGUGAAAGUGACGAAGAGCAAGAAGUCGAUGUGGAGACGAAACAAGAUGAAGAACAAGAGCAGUUCAGCAACCAAACCCCACAGACCCCUCCACAUCAAACAGUGCAGCAGCCCUGCGGCCUGCACAUACGUGGACUUCCUGACAGCAGCGCGGGAGAACAGGACGAAGAACAAGCCUCGUUCCCCACCAUCCCCACGGAGACCUCAGCUGAGGACAAACCCAGCCUCACUGUCAGUCCGCCCACCAUUCUCAAAGUCCCCAGCCCCAUUCACGCCUCGCUGGAGGAAAGUGCCAUGUACAAAAAUGCACACAAGAACAGAGACGACGGGCUGCCGGCCUAUGCAACCAAAAACAAAACAACCAUCUCAGAUGACAACAAAGAUCAAAGCAGUUUCUUUGUCCCAGAGACAGAAACAUCAGCACCAGAAUACUGGCGAGAGACUCCAACAGAUCAAAGUCAAGACCCAAACUCACCCAUAUCCCUCAAGAAGGAUGUUGAGAACAUGGAAAAAGAGGAACUGCAGAAAGUUCUCCUUGAGCAGAUCGAUUUACGGAGGAGACUGGAGCAGGAGUUUCACGCCCUGAAAGGCAGCUCCCCAUUCCCAGUUUUCCAUAAUUUUCAGGACCAAAUGAAGAGAGAACUGGCCUAUAGGGAAGAGAUGGUGCAGCAGUUACAGAUGAUUCCCUAUGCAAACAUCUUUAGAAAAGAAAAGGUUGGGACACAUCUAAACAAAAGCUAAAUGGUGACUUCGUCUGAAACAAAAUCGAGCAGUUUCAACAUUUCAACGAGGUUCAAAUAAUCUAAAUCUCCAUGGUGAUUCAGCACAACAGAAGUAACAACGUCCUCCGCCCCAUGAGCUGCCUUCACUGGAAUGAAAAUGAUGAAUGCUGUCAUUGAUAAGACCACACCAAACGAUGCCAAUCUCUUCAAUGAAACCAAAUGACACACCAUUCAACUAAUAUACAGAACAAUUAAAUGCAUACCAAUGAUUUAUAAUACAUUUGUAAUAUUUCCUGUACAGUUACCCCGUUUUGAUUAUUUAUGAAUUUAUUUAAGAUUAUUUAUUACCCCAUGCAUUCACUUAUUUAUUAAAAACUGCAAACUGUACAGUUAUAUUAGCUGUAGGUUGUAAAUAGACAAAAAUGAGGUUGUGAGGGGUAUGGAUUGCUCUGUACUGUGGCUUAUGUCUGAGAGCAAUCUGAAAGUGUGUAAAACUUUCUUGUUUUGCCUGUUUAAAUACAACAUUUACAUAAACACAAGAUUUUAAAAAAGUUAUUAUUAACUGUU
Myxocyprinus asiaticus (Chinese sucker) is the source of this 3255-nucleotide messenger RNA. RefSeq names its product SKI family transcriptional corepressor 2-like. Gene Ontology annotation, biological process: negative regulation of BMP signaling pathway; negative regulation of transcription by RNA polymerase II. Gene Ontology annotation, cellular component: nucleus; transcription regulator complex. The coding region runs from base 473 to 2707 and encodes 744 amino acids. Gene Ontology annotation, molecular function: SMAD binding; DNA-binding transcription factor activity, RNA polymerase II-specific; RNA polymerase II cis-regulatory region sequence-specific DNA binding. The record is from RefSeq and is a predicted model, not a curated record. NCBI's taxonomy places the organism in Eukaryota, Metazoa, Chordata, Actinopteri, Cypriniformes, Catostomidae. The transcript has 9 exons.